CUUAAGAAAAUUGCAGCGUUUCCCUUAACCCCAAAUCCUAAUAUUUGGUCUCUGUCCCUCCCUCUCUCUUCUCCCUCUCCUUUUCACUAUCAGAUUAAAAAAAAAUGGUCCCUCCAUUUUUCUCCGGUUUUUGAAGAAGAAAUCCCCAUCCUUUUUUUAUUUUCUUAUAUUCCCACGUUUUGAUUAUACAAACUCCUUUGGUGACAACAUUAAAACUCCAUAUUUCUCACUGAAAAAAUAUUGCGGGGAAAAAAAGGUUCCAUGAAGAAAUCUAAGAUAUCAGGUGACAUAGCAGUGAUGGGAGUUUCUCAUCAGUCGACAAUGGGGUCCCGUACCAGAGCUGCCAAGACUCUAGCUUUGCAAAGACUUUCGAAAACAACAACACCUUCUGGUUCGCCGGCAGCCGGUGUCGGUUUAAACUCGGACGUGUCUUCGUUUUCUUAUCUUCAGCUGAGGAGUCGUAGGCUUGAGAAGUUAGUUUACCCUGUUUCGAACAAAACGAAACAGAGACAAGAGGGGAAGGAAAGUGGUUUCCGAGAAGGGGACAAGAAGAGUGAAGGGUGUUUUGGGAACAUGGAGAUUGUUGUCGGGGUGGGGAUUUGCUGUGGAACAACAGAGGAGGCUUGUUUUGGCGGAGAACUCAGAGACAGGAGCACUAGAGAAAGCUCGUCAUGUGGUUUGAUAAAGGACUUCGAGACCAUUGUAGCUCCAAGUUUGACUCACCAGAGAGGGCAAGGGAACGACGCGCAGAGAUCCAUCCCGGCAGCGCAAGAACUGGAGGAUUUUUUGCCUGUGCAGAACAACAACAGCAGCGGCAAUUCAUCAAGAAGUAUAACUUUGAUGUUGUGAAUGAUUUGCCUCUUCCGGGACGUUAUGAGUGGAUGAAAAUGAUCCCAUAAGCCAAGACCACCAUUGAUGCCGAGUUGAUGUAAAGAUUGAUUGAGCCUUGACAAAGAUGUGUAAUUUAAAGAUCUGUAACAUAACAGAGCUGAUGAAUUACACUAACCCCAAAUCACAAACCUCAAAUCAA
This is a messenger RNA of Hibiscus syriacus, 1030 nucleotides long. RefSeq names its product cyclin-dependent kinase inhibitor 3-like. Bases 262 to 849 code for a protein of 195 amino acids. The transcript has 3 exons. NCBI's taxonomy places the organism in Eukaryota, Viridiplantae, Streptophyta, Magnoliopsida, Malvales, Malvaceae. Gene Ontology annotation, biological process: negative regulation of cyclin-dependent protein serine/threonine kinase activity. Gene Ontology annotation, molecular function: cyclin-dependent protein serine/threonine kinase inhibitor activity. The record is from RefSeq and is a predicted model, not a curated record.